AUGUCAUCACCGUCGAGUGAUUCUUCAGCAAGUGAUAGCACAGAAGGGGCCGGUCAAUCUUGGUGGGCUGCGCCUUACAAACCUGGGAGGCCGGAUCCUUUUACAGCCAAAUCGCCAUUGGGGGAUGACGAUGAUAACGACGAGGUAGUCAGAAUACCUACAUCGUCGUCGUCGUCGUCAUCAUCACCAUCAUCUUCCUCUUCAGCUCAGUCAACAUCAAAGCCGCUGAUAUCAGAACCAGCUGUGUCAAUAAUCAAGGGUUCCAUGGGCGCAUCAAAUUCUUCUACCAACAAUAAUGGUCAAAGAAGGAAAAUGGUUGAAAUCGCACCAUCACCAUCUGAUCCCUUUCACUAUGGAAGUAUUGCUACGUCAUCAUCAACACGAAGCACUCGAGAUGGGCAAAAUAUACCGCCGCCUUCGAGGAUGCCGACAAUAAAUAAUGGCAAUAGUGUAUAUGAGCACCAGCAACAAGCGCCAAGGGCACGAAAUCGACCGCCACCACCACCACCACCACCACUGGAUGAGGGCAUGAACGAGAGGAGUGACUUUGGGCAGCAACAAGCACCAAGGACACGAAAUGGAUCACCACCACUGGAUGAUAGUGACUUUGGGCAGCAACAAGCACCAAGGACUCGAAAUGGACCACCACCACUGGAUGAUAGUGACUAUGGGCAGCAACAAGCGCCAAUAACACGGAAUAGACCACCACCACAGGAUGAUAGUGACUAUGGGCAGCAACAAGCGCCAAGGACUCGAAAUGGACCACCACCACUGGAUGAUAGUGACUAUGAUCCUCAGCAAGCAACAAGGGGACGAAUUGGACCACCACCAUUCGAUGAUGACAUAUAUGGGAGGAGUGACUAUGGGCAACAAGCACAAAGGACACGAAACCGACCACCUUCACUCGAUGGUGCUGACUAUGGGCAGAAACAAGAAGCACCAAGAAUACGAUUUAGACCGCCACCACUGAAUGAUGACAUCUAUAGGAGUAGUGACUAUGAUCAGCAAACACCUAGGACACAAAUCCAACAACCACCUCUCAAUGAUGCCAUUUAUGAGAGGAGAAGGAAGAAUAAUCGGGGGUCUACUAUGGAUGCGGUACCAGUGUCGUUUAGGGAUGUCACUUAUGCCAGUGCUGAUGCGGCUCGCCAACGACCAAGAAAUACUGAUAAUCUGAAGAGCGCCGCUGUCCCAUUGAAAGGAUCUGAUGAGGAAACAUUUAUGCCAAAUGACGACAACGGGAUGAGAUCUACUGGCACCACUAGAAAAAAGCCAGGAAGGGUCCGAAGGAAGCCUAUCUCGCCGAUCGAUGCCGACGUUAUUCCAUCACCACCGUCCUAUGGAUCAGAUGUACAAUCUUCGAUACCAGCCUCGAAUAAUGCCUUCUUUCAAAGACCGCCCAAGCCGCGGCGGGAAAGAGACAAAUCUAGAAAAACGGCCUCGCCCUCGAGUCAAACAGAACCUUUCUAUUAUACCAGCGAUGUCUAUUCGGAAGAAGACCCGUCAAUCCAGUCGGUAUUUCCACAACGGACGAGCCUUCCAUCUCGAUCUGGAGGUUCUAUGAGUCUUUUUGAGAAUUCGCCCGAGAGUCUUUUCGAGGAUUCGUCCCAGACUCGGUCCAACCUUGAGACUUAUAUGCAAUCAUCAUCAUCCAGUCCCUUCUCCUUUCAAUACGAUAAAGAAGCUGCGGCCAUGAACGGAAUGGAUUUUGUGAAGUUUUUGGAAUCACGCGGUAUGCGGGACAACGGGAACUCGCAACAACAACAAAUACAGCGGCAGCAACAGCAAAACGAGUGGCAACAACAAGUCAUCACCAAUCGAGCCUACCAAACCAGCAUUAUUACAAGGGCAAAAAACCGGACGCCGCCGACCAAAUUGGACAUAGCAGCCAGUACCCUGGGUGGAUCCUUGUUGGGGGCAUCGAUUGGGAUUGCCGGAGCGUUAAAUCCCGAAUUGGGACUGAAUAUUGUCGGACAAUCUGCCAUGCUGCCACCAGUACUGUGGGCUGCCAUGAUUGGGACGGUUGGCUAUGCUGGAGGUGUUGCGGACAAUGACGCUGGUUACUCGAUUCGACAUGUCUUUAGUCUUGGUAGUAGCUUGAAGACUGGAAUAAAGAGUUUUGUCAACUCGGCCAGAAUGACUGUGGAAAAAACGGCCAAUGAAGCGCUACGGAUGGUUUCGGGUCAAGAAGAUCCACCUGCGCGAAUCCAUCAUGUUACGAUCAAAACAAGAGAUUUAGCUUCCGCCAUGGACUUUUAUAGUUUGUUUGGCUUUGAAUCAAAAUCCAAGUUCCGGAUUGGCCAAACCAGGGCCACAUGGCUGGACAAUGUGGUGGCUGGAGCAGGACGAAUAGAACUGAUUGAAGUGCCAUCAGAUAGCAACCGACGAGCUUUGGACCGUGUCCGAAAUCAGGAAUUGUUGGGUUGGAAUCACAUGACAUUAGACGUUUCGGAUCUGAUGUGGAAGAAUGGAUUUGAGACCCUUUCUGAGUUCCUAGCAUACUUGAAUGAGAAGAGCUUUUACCAGAGUGGAAAAGGAUUAAGUUUGGCAGUCGAACCACAGAAACAAGCCAUUGACGAUCAUAUCUACGACACAGCUUUCUUGUAUGAUCCGGAUGGUUCAAUGAUCCAGUUACAACACUUGACAAAAGAGCGAGCAGAAGACUACCGAAUCUCCGCCUUCCACUAUGGCGAGCCAACUGGUGGACAAGGUCUGGUCGAUCAGUCGGGGAGUUAUCAAGGAUGGUGGUAA
This is a messenger RNA of Cylindrotheca closterium, 2751 nucleotides long. The record is from the annotation of a GenBank genome assembly. Lineage: Eukaryota; Bacillariophyta; Bacillariophyceae; Bacillariales; Bacillariaceae.